Messenger RNA from Psylliodes chrysocephalus, 1665 nucleotides. Lineage: Eukaryota; Metazoa; Arthropoda; Insecta; Coleoptera; Chrysomelidae. The record is from the annotation of a GenBank genome assembly.
CUAUUAGCCACAAUGGCGAGCACAAUGGCGUAAUUUUUUAAUGAUUUGCUAUAUAAUUACUAUUAUUUAUGGAAAUUUGCAUGUCUAUAAAUUACAUUUCAUGGAUAUAAUCUGGGUCAUAUUCCUGUAUUAUUUACUGAUUUUGAGUUCAUGUCAUUUAAUGUUUUUUAAAAAGCACUGAUAUUAGUAAUCUAUGGCACUGAUCUAUAAAUACAGAAAACGGUAAAUAUUCAUGUAAACUCCAUGUAAAUAAAGAAGUAAACUAGGCAACAUACACUACAUCUACUAAUAAACCGUCUAAAAUUCAAAUGGUUUUUUCCCCAAGUAGGUAUUUUUAUCACAUAAGUACGAUAACAAAAGAAUGUUAGUAAGUUUGCCGUAAAUGUUGAUCGUAUUAUUAUGUCGGGGAUAAUAUUAAUAUUGGCUUUACUAUUUAUAAAAACGAUUAACUGUAAAAGUCCUAACAUACUGUUUAUUAUUGUGGAUGAUUUGAGGCCCAGUUUGAAGUGUUAUGGGGAUCAGGAAGCUUACACACCUAAUAUUGAUAAACUUUCUUCUACAAGUUUUUUAUUUAAAAAUGCAUAUGCUCAGCAAGCAUUAUGUGGUCCCAGUAGAAGCUCUUUUUUAACAAGUAGAAGACCAGAUACUUUAAAUGUCUACGUUAAUGAAUACAGUUAUUGGAGGUCAACAGUGGGAAACUUUACAACCUUACCACAACACUUCAAACAAAAUGGCUACCACACCUACUCCAUUGGAAAAGUUUUUCAUCCAGGAAAAAUGUCUAAUUUCACAGACGAUUACCCAUACAGUUGGAGUACAGAAGCUUUUCAUCCAAAGACAGAUGCUUAUACAAACGCUAAAGUUUGUAUAGGAAAAGAUGGAAAGCUUGCCAAAAAUUUAAUUUGUCCCGUCAUUCCUGAAUAUCAACCUGAUGGCACCUUGCCAGACUUAGAAUCACUAAAUGAAGCUGUACGAUUUUUGAAGUAUAAGAAUGAGAUUGCAGAUAAACCGUAUUUUUUGGCAGUUGGGUUUCACAAGCCUCAUAUACCUUUAAAAUUUCCCAUUCAAUACAUUGGUUGGUCCAUAGGUGAACAUGGCGAAUUUGCUAAAUAUAGCAAUUUUGAUAUAGCAACUAAAGUGCCUUUGUUGAUUCAUGUACCAGGUUUUUCUGAAAAUGAAGUCAUAUUCAGCAAUCCUGUAGAAUUAGUCGAUUUGUUUCCUACACUUGUAGAUUUAACUCAGGUAUCAGAACCUCUAAAAAGGUGUGCUUUCAACAAAUCUGAAAUUUUAUGUACAGAAGGACGAAGUUUGGUUCCAUCUAUCUUUAAAAAGAGUUUAAAUAAGAACAUUCCACCAUCUGUUGCAUUUACACAAUACCCAAGACCAGGAUUGAGGCCCACCCUGCAGCCUAACAGUGAUCAACCCAAAUUUCAAGAAAUAACUAUAAUGGGUUACUCACUGAGAACUAAUAGAUAUAAGUAUACAGAAUGGGUAAAAUUUUCCAUCAAAACAUUCAAGCCAAAUUGGGAUGUUGUUUAUGGAAGAGAAUUAUAUGACCAUGUAAUUGAUCCUGAUGAAAAUAAUAAUAUAGUUGACAGGGACGUACUAAAAAAUAUCACUAAAGCGUUAAGAAAAAAAUUGAUAUUAGGUUGGAGAUAUUCUUAA